GUGCACUUGACGCGCGCACUAUAGGCCAGCAGCCCGCGUGCGCUAGUGAUCUCGUUUGUGAGGUCGGGGAGAAACUGGUUCAGUUCGGUUUGGUGGUCGUUAUCAUCUUUACAGCGCGUGGCACGGUCUGCUGUGAACAGUAGAAAAAAGGUGGUGGUCUUCAUUGUCAGCUUUUGGAGUUCAGCGAAGCACAGGCAUAAUGAAUCGUGCCUUUUCACCAUCACUGGUUAGGCCAAACCUUCCUUUGAGAAGACCUGCAUCUGGUCCUGGUUUGGGGGUGAUAAGGAAUCCGAGUCCGGUGUUUACUGAACAAAGCACCAGUUUACUGCAAAGAUGUUCUGUUGCAAAUAGCCUAGAAGGGCUAAAAGCUGAAGCCAGUCGAAAGGAAACUGCUGUCGCUGUAGCAAAAGACAUCAAUGCUAAUGAUGAACCCUUACCUGCCCCAGUAAUGGUAAACCUGUGUAACUACUGCAGUCAGCAGGGUAUGCUCAGGUGCACACGGUGCAAAAAGACAUGCUACUGUUCUGUAGCCUGUCAAUCUGAAGAUUGGAAGGCCCAUCGCCACUUAUGUAAACCAAGCACUUCAGAGAACAGCGCAAGUAGUGAUAAACCAAAGGAGCUCUUAAACAUACCUUCUGGAAGUGUCCCUAAUGUCUUGGACUCUAAGGUGAACAAUGGUGAGGUAAUUCAGUUGAAGAGAAUUUUCUUGCGUGAUUUAUGCAAGAGUAACAUAUCAAAAGGAGAUGAAGUGCAGGGAACUGUGGUGGAGCUGAGACAUCCAGGAAAGUUCUUCAUCCACAUCCAGUCAUUAAAGAUGACCGAAACCCUAAGGUCUAUUACUGUGGCUCUGCAGAAGACUUAUGGCAGCUCACAUCCUGCAGAGUACAAGCCAGAAAUUGGGGAACUCUGCACAGUAAAAUUCUCUGUAGAUCAGAAUUGGUAUCGAGGUGAAGUUGAAUCUGUUGAUUUGGAUCGCCUCACUGCAAAAGUACUCUACAUAGACUUUGGAAAUGAGGAAGAUGUUUCAUUUGACAAGAUUCGUCCCAUGGCAGAGAACAUUGAUCCUGCCCCACCAUGUGCUUUACAGUGCUGUGUUGCUGGGGUAACUGCACUGACUGACAGCUGGACAGGCGAAUGCAAUAUUGCUGUGAGACAACUUGUUGCAGGAAAAAACCUAACCUUCACAGUGAUGGAAAUCAUGAACGAUGGCACCUUGCUUGCAGUAGAUGUCUCUCUGUCCAUGCUUGGUAAGAACCUCAGUGCUUUCCUGAUUGAUCAGGGAUAUGCCAUGAAAGUGGGCACACCUACGAAACCACAGACUGAGCAAGAAAUUAACUCAUUAAUGACAGCUUCUUUUGAGAACUUCAAGCGUUUAUCCACUGGGAAGAAUGAGAACAUUGAUGCUCAGCCACCCGAGCCUCUGACUCAAGGAGUGGGAGACACUUUUACAGCCAUAGUCACUCAUCUGCAGUCCCCUUCAGAAAUCAUCUGCCAAAAGCUAGAAAAUGCCAGUGCUAUCCAACAGUUGCAAAUGAGUCUGAGAGAACAUUGUACCAAGACUCCAGCCAGUGAGAACUUCAGACCUGCUCCUGGAACUGUCUGCUGUUCUCUUUUCUCAGAGGACAACCAGUGGUACAGGGCCAAAGUUCUAGCAUAUUCAUCUGAGGAUCGAGUCUGUGUGGGUUAUGUAGACUUUGGGAACUCUGAAGAGGUGGAGUUGAUUCACCUACGACCCGUCUCUAUGGAGUUGUUGGCUUUGGCAACUCAGGCAAUUCCCUGUGCCCUAGCAGGUAUUAAGCCUACCUCUGAAGCGUGGUCAGAGGAAGUGAUACUGAUGCUGAAAAGACUGGUUUGUAACCGUUUCAUCCAAGUGGAAAUUCUCGGAGAGCGAGAUGGAAUGGCUCUAGUCUCCAUGGUUGACGAGUCCAGUGAUCCUCAGACUAAUAUAGCUGAGAUGCUGGUUGCUACAGGUUAUGCUGCUGUGGGAAAUAUGGAGACAGUAAAAGAAGCAACUAAGGAGGUUGAGUCCAAAAGCCCUGCUGUCGACAAGUUGGAGUGGACUUGUGCUGAACUUCCCAUUGAUGGCCAUGAGGUGGUGCUGGUGAUCAGCGUUCUAGAAAAUCCUGGUGAAUUCUACUGCUAUAAUUAUAGUACAGAAGGCUUGCAGACUUUGGCAGAGUUGUCUUCUGUUCUUAUGAAGCACUGUGACACUGAGAGGACUCCUUUUAGCCCUGCUGUAGGAGAACCCUGCUGCGCUCUCUUUAGCGGAGAUGGCCGCUGGUACAGGGGCAUGGUCCAGAGUGUGGAGGGUGAGGGAAAGGCUAAAGUGUACUUUGUGGAUUAUGGGAACUCCUGUGAGGUAGAGGUGACUCAUCUCAGAGCCAUUGAUCCCAGUCUACUUAAACACCCAUUUCAGGCUAUACGCUGUACCCUUGCAGGUGUUGAGCCUGCAGGAGGCCAGUGGAACGGGACUGCAGUGCAGAGGUUCGGGGAAUUGUGUAUAGGGAAGCAGCUCAGUGGCAAAGUGCUUUCCAUUACUGAGAGGGGAUAUGGGGUGGAGUUGAAGUGCAAUGGUCAGGACGUUGCAGCUGUGCUUUUGUCAGAACAGCUUGCCAAACCUUUUGGACAAGAUACCAAACUAACUCCCCAACAAAACAAACCCAGCGAUUUGAAAGAAGCAUCACCUGCACAAACACCACUGCAGACUGAGAAACUGCCACUUGCUGAGCAGCCAGACAGCAUCACCGAUGAAGAACCGGCUCCAGCACAAGCAACCCAAUCUUCAAGUGCUUCCUUUGUUUUGGACUGGAAGACAAUAGAACUACCUAAACAAAAGACUUUUCAGCCACAGGUGGCAGCAGUGACCAGCCCAAGUCUCUUCUAUGUGAUGAAUCCUAUACUAGAAGCGAAUCUACAGGUGUUGCAGGAUGUCAUGGCAGAUGUGGCAAAGUACUGCAGCAGUCAGACUGUGGCCAACCAGAGUGUUCCUUUACCUGGAUCAGCAUGUUGUGCACAGUUUUCAGGUGACAAGAAUUGGUACAGAGCUGUGAUACUGGACACAACAAGCACACAUGCAAACGUGAUUUAUGCAGAUUAUGGGAAUUGUGAGAGGGUUCCUAUCACCAGUAUCUUGCCCAUUCCUAAAGAUCUUUUGCAGCACCCAUUUCAGAUUGCCAGGUGUGCUCUUUCAGGUAAAGAGCACUUUCCCACUGUCUGGCCAACUGAGGUUCUGGAACUCUUUGGAGUUCAGUUAAGCAGCAAGGUAUUCGCCUCUGUACAGGGAUUUGAUUCUACCUUUAACCUGCUGAUGCUUACCCAGCACACAGGCAAUGGAGGAAACAUUAACUCCAUAAUUCUUGGAGCCUUGAGGAACGCUCCAGUCAAGGCUAGCACAAAAAAGGUGGCCCAGGAGAAACCGGUUAAGGUUCAAGGCCAAUCCGAGGCUGACAGGGAAACCAAGCCUUCAGGACCCACAUCUUCAGACACUGAAAAGCUUAAACCCAGAAGUCAGCAAAUUGAAAAAAUGAAGACUGUGGUGGCUAGUGAGGAAAAUAUGGAGCUACAGGCCACUGCAGGUCCAACGGGUGACUGUAGUGUUCCUGUUUCUUCAUGCUGCUGUGAUGCUCUGAAGCAAAAGAUUGACAGAAUCGAGGAGCUGGUCAUGCUGCUCUUGAAGCACACAGGAGGAAACAAAAAAUAAUUCUGUUCUGACGAGGUGUUUUGAGAUGUUACUCUGCAAUUUUGUUAAGACAAUUGAGAGUUAAAUUUUGCUUUAAAAAAAGUUUGAUGCAAGCUCAGUAGUUUCUAAAUGUUUUAUCUGUUUGUGUUCACAAUUGGAAGAACAGUUAAGUAAAUUAGUACAGAACGCAAUAUUAUAGUAUGGUUUGGUUUAAAAUGUUUCUUAUUUCAAACAAGUAUGGCUGUUUUAGUUGCAAUUUUAAUAAAUAUUGUAUUAUGUCUUCA
This is a messenger RNA of Astyanax mexicanus (Mexican tetra), 3963 nucleotides long. It is a transcript of the gene tdrd1, whose product is annotated as tudor domain containing 1. Lineage: Eukaryota; Metazoa; Chordata; Actinopteri; Characiformes; Acestrorhamphidae. The transcript is spliced from 26 exons. The coding region runs from base 200 to 3700 and encodes 1166 amino acids. Gene Ontology annotation, biological process: spermatogenesis. The record is from RefSeq and is a predicted model, not a curated record.